AUGGUUGGGUUGACGGCGGGAGAUCCGCACUAUGACGCGAAGAUCGCACUUGUGGGCUGUGGACCCGCGAGCAUCUCAUGCGCAACCUUCCUGGCACGAUUGGGCUACCGAAAUGUGCACAUCUUCGAGCGUGGUGAGCGGAUUGGGGGACUGAGCACGACGGAGAUUCCUCAGUUCCGUUUGCCCGGCGCCGCUGUUGCCUUCGAGUUGCAGAUGCUGCGCGACCUUGGUGUGCGCAUCUUUACGGGACGUCCCUUCUCCGCCUCUGCAGCUGAGGCCUCCGACUCCGUCAGGAAGCCUCAUGGUGUGACGCUGGAUAGUCUGCGUGCUUCAGGCUACAGAGCUAUAUUUCUGGGCUUUGGGUUGCCCAAUCCACACUCCACAGGUGUGUUUGCCGGUCUCACGUCGCAGCAGGGAUUUCUCACCUCGAAGGACUUUUUGCCUUGUGUGUCGGCUGCCUCAAAGGGGUGUUUGGGCUGCGACAACGCACGUCUACCGGAUUUGAAGGGUAAACGCGUAGUGGUAUUGGGCGCUGGUGACACGGCUUUCGAUUGUGCCACGUCGGCACUGCGGUGUGGCGCCUCGCGUGUGACCGUGUCCUUCCGCAAGAGCUUUACCACCAUUAAUCCCGUGCCCGAGGAGAUGGAGUUGGCGUGGCAGGAGAAGUGCGAGUUCUUGCCCAACCUUGUACCGAACGAAGUGCACCUUGGCGGUGAUGGGAGGAUUAGCGAGCUGAGUUUUGUACGGCGAGAGCGCAACGAUGACGGCUCGUGGCACACUGAUCCAGAGCAGGUGGUGAAAUUGAAGACGGAUGUCAUUAUCACUGCCUACGGUGCAGAGUUGGAUGAUGUGGAUGUGUUGAGUGCCAUGAAGGGUGUGAAG
Messenger RNA from Hydatigera taeniaeformis, 882 nucleotides. NCBI's taxonomy places the organism in Eukaryota, Metazoa, Platyhelminthes, Cestoda, Cyclophyllidea, Taeniidae. The record is from the annotation of a GenBank genome assembly.